AUGCAAAAUCGUUCGAUUAAAAGUUCUUCGAAUUUCCCUAAAUAUAUACAUGUAGGAGGUUUAGAAAAAGUGAAAGAUACAAUAAAAGAAACAUUCGAAAUACCUUUAAAAUACGAUUUUUUAUUCAAAAAAAUAAACAUCAAAUUACCUAGAGGAGUACUUUUGUAUGGCCCUCCUGGUUGUGGGAAAACCUAUAUAGCGUAAGCAACUUGUAACGAAUUAGGAAUGAAUUUUUUCAGUGUUAAAGGCCCAGAAAUAUUAAAUAAAUAUAUAGGAGCAUCAGAAUAGGCAGUGAGGGAUUUGUUCGAAAAAGCUUAUUAAAAAAGACCUUCGAUUGUGUUCUUUGAUGAGUUUGAUGCUAUUGUGCCUAAAAGAAAUGCGGGAAAUACAGGAGUUACUGAUAGAGUUGUUAACUAGUUCCUUUGUUAUUUAGAUGGGGUUGAAAAUUUAGAUGGUGUUUGUAUUUUGGCAGCUUCUUCGAGGCCAGAUCUUGUUGAUCCGGCUUUAUUAAGACCUGGGAGAAUUGAUAGACAUGUGUAUGUUGGAUUUCCUAAUAAAGAUGAAAGAAGGGAUAUUAUUCAGAUUUAUGGAAAAGAUAAAGUCGAAGAUGUUGAAGAUCUAGUGGAAAUUUCAAAUGGAUUUUGUUCAGCUGACUUAGUAGCACUUAUUAAGGAAAUUAGAAUUAAAAUUGCACAUCAGCUUAUGGAAGUGAAAAAAGGCCUUCUACAAGUAAAGAUGAUGUGA
Ichthyophthirius multifiliis is the source of this 744-nucleotide messenger RNA. RefSeq lists its product as hypothetical. Lineage: Eukaryota; Ciliophora; Oligohymenophorea; Hymenostomatida. Gene Ontology annotation, biological process: protein import into peroxisome matrix. The transcript is spliced from 2 exons. Gene Ontology annotation, cellular component: peroxisomal membrane; cytosol. The record is from RefSeq and is a predicted model, not a curated record. Gene Ontology annotation, molecular function: ATP binding; ATP hydrolysis activity.